AAGCUUUCAUUCACUACGGAUUUGUCUAGUUAACCUGACCUCUAUUCUGUUUCGAUUCCAACAUAAAUCUUUUAGUUUUCGCCUGAAAGCCUUUUUGCAUAGAUAGCGUGUGUUUUUUUUUGUUUUGUUAACGUCCAGUCUCACGAUUCUUGGACGAGCUUUUCCUGGGUGAACUUUUAAGUUGUUGGUUUUUUUUUUGCACAACCUACCUGAGUUGUGUGUCUCUUCUCUGCACGCCUCCUCUGCUCUCCACCAUGGAUUUGGUUUGGAUUGUGGGCUUCGUGGUGAGCGUCUGCGCUCGGUUCGCUUCAGCGGAGCGGCACAGCGUCUACUGGAACAGCACGAAUCCAAAGUUUCUAUGGGAUGACUACACCGUGGAGGUAAAGCUCAACGACUACCUGGACAUCGUCUGCCCCCAUUACCCUCAGGGCGAGGUGCCGCAGCUGGACGCCGAGCGCUACGUGCUCUACAUGGUGGAGCGAGAGGACUUUGAAACUUGCAAGCCCCAGUCGUACGACCAAAUGCGCUGGGAGUGCGGCCAUCCGUUUGCUCCUCACGUGGCGGAGAAGUUCUCAGAAAAGUUUCAGCGGUUUACUCCGUUCACUCUGGGGAAGGAGUUCCGCCAAGGAGAAAGCUACUAUUAUAUCUCUAAACCUUUGCACCACCAUGGUCAGGAGUGCCUCAGGCUCAGGGUGGAUGUCGUAGCUGCUGAUGGCUCUCAGGAGGCCAGAGUGGCUAAAGGAGGCACAGGUGGGGCUGGAGCUGGAGCUGGGGGUGGAGUUCACAACCCGUCCAACAGACUGCCUGCAGCAGAUGACCCGGUAGUGAUCCUGCCGGACGUCCAGAAGAGUGUACGGACGAACUCUGCAGUGGCGGCUACGUCCCUCUCGAUCCUUUCUCUGCUGGUCCCUUUUUCAUUACUACUGUUGUUGCACUGAGAGGACGAGAAAGGACUGCUGUUGGCAGACGUUCUUACAUUUUCAGGGACUACACAAUGAAGACAGUCCGUGGGGAUGAAACCACUGACUCAAAAAGACAGUUUUCGGUGCCCAGUGCUGGCCACAGGGAGAGACUUUUGAAGCUUGUAAAGUACAGCUGGACUCUCUUGCACUACACGUGCGAAGCAACUCCUGAGCAUUUGAGACAAAGUGUGUGUGCUUUGUCAUAUUUUUCUAAAGGUGAUGGUAGUUUUUUUGCCUGGAAAGACCAAUUUAACUUAGUGCUCUCUCCAAAAGACAUGAACCUGUUUGGAUGAUAAGGUUUGAAAAAAACCAUGAAGACGUCAAGGAAGAACCCAAAAUGGCUGAAGAACAAUCAAAAGGAACUCUGUAUGACUUAUAUAGAUAUAGAGAGUAAUUGGGAAAGUUUUCACGUACCCUUUGAGCCAAAGAUCAGUCAUCUCUCCAACUUGUACACUAUUCCACCCUCGACUAUUGUGUACUAUUUGUUGUAUUGUUCUUGUAAUGGUAAUGAGUGGCAUUGACGUCCCAAGUGAUUAGUUUCUCUAAAUGUAGCAUUGACAGACACACGGGGCAGUUCUCAUCACAACCAUUCCUUUGCAAACUCGACCAUGUGCUUCUAUACUGUAGCACUAAACCUGCACAGUACAGACACACCAUCACACACACUGACGUCAGAUGACAUAAAAAAAACACACCACAUUGAACUGUGUUAUGUGUACAUUCUGUGAAGGUAAUUUAUGACAUUUGCAGCUGAGAAGUUUUACUGUAUAUUCCAUAAAAGAGAUGUUUACUGUUGGUAACAGGGAGAGCUUUUUGUUCCUCUCUCUCCUGGUAGAGUUAGUACUUGUGUGAAAGGAGAGAAUGUGUGAAAGCAAGGACGUGAUUGAUUGAAAGAGUGAUGAGACAAAAUGUUUUUUCUGCCAAAAAAGCAAACACUGAGAUGUUGUGUGUUCCUGCAGGGAGGCUGGCCUCCUCUGUUUGUUGGAUCGUGCCCCUGUACUGGUUAGACUGUCUGAUAUCAAAUCUUUACUUCCACAGGACCCGGCCCUGUGUUUCAUGGUGCUCUCCCUUUGUGUUUUCACUCUCAAUUCGAGAAUAUUCUCUUCAAAACAUCACCUUUAGUAAUCAGCUACGUAGACUUUCACAAUAAUUUUCACUCUUUUUGAACAAAGUGUUUGAGCAGUUUCUCACACAGACAGGACACAGCAUCAAACCCAGUUGCCAAGCACAUCUUCACCCGACAGGCUGGCUCGAUCGACAGACCACAACAGUGUAUGACUACCGUUGAAGUCAGACUUUUUUUAAUCUGAAUUCUUGUUACCUAAUUUUGUACAUGUGUAAGUAAGAGAAGUGUAUAAUAUGUAUAUGUAUAUAUAUAUACAUAAGAUUAUAUAAUAGACCUUGUUUGAUAAAUAUGCUUAAUGUGAAAAUUUCAUGUGAAAUAAAAAAUGAUAUUUUUUGGAAAACCAGAA
Labrus mixtus (cuckoo wrasse) is the source of this 2434-nucleotide messenger RNA. It is a transcript of the gene efna1a, whose product is annotated as ephrin-A1a. Lineage: Eukaryota; Metazoa; Chordata; Actinopteri; Labriformes; Labridae. Gene Ontology annotation, cellular component: plasma membrane. Gene Ontology annotation, biological process: ephrin receptor signaling pathway; axon guidance. The record is from RefSeq and is a predicted model, not a curated record. Bases 255 to 938 code for a protein of 227 amino acids. The transcript has 5 exons. Gene Ontology annotation, molecular function: ephrin receptor binding.